Molecule: messenger RNA, 1139 nt
Organism: Zophobas morio
Lineage: Eukaryota; Metazoa; Arthropoda; Insecta; Coleoptera; Tenebrionidae
Exons: 3
Coding region: 91-1002 (303 amino acids)
Molecular function (GO): phosphatase activity
Source: RefSeq, a predicted model, not a curated record
UUAAAUCAAGGUUAUUCCCAUGAGCGUGUUCUGACUCAACAGUUCGUUCAGAAUGAUAAGAAAUCGUGAUUGUGAUCGAUUUUUGUGAAAAUGAAGAACCUAAGUUCUGUCACUAAGCUAGCACAACAAGCUUUUUUUAGUUCGUUUGAUUAUGUCUUCUGCGAUGUUGACGGAGUCUUAUGGCACUCCCACGAGCUCAUCCCCGGUUCCCGCGACGCCAUCGCCGCCCUCAAAUCCCUCGGUAAAAAAGUCUUCUUUGUCUCCAACAACAGCACGAAAAACCAAGACGUAUACUACGCCCAGCUAAAAACCGCCGGCUUCGACCUCCAAAAAUCCGAACUCAUCCGGCCGCCCAUCGUCAUGAUCGACUUCCUCAAGAAGCGCAACUUCACCAAAGAAAUCUACCUAAUCGGGAUGGCGUCACUGCGCGGCGAACUCGAGAACGCCGGUUUCAAAAUCUCCCGCUUCAACCUAGACAACCCCGAAGAGUCCGUUCCGAAGUACCUCAAAACGUGUAUCACGGUUGACGAGAACGUGGGGGCGGUCAUUGCCGAUUUGGACCUGAACAUGAAUGUGGCGCAGCUGCAGAAGGCUGCGACGUACUUGAACGACCCGGAGGUCAUUUUUAUCACGGGGGGGUCCGACAGGAAGUUGUUUUUCGGGCCGGGGCAGCUUGUGAUAGGGCCGGGGAAGUUCCACGAGAUUUUGGAGGAGAUGAGUGGGAGGAAGCCGCAUUGUUUGGCGAAGCCGAGUCCGGAGUUGAAUGAUUAUAUUAGGGGGAAGUUGGGGGUGGAGGAUGCUUCGAGGGUGCUUUUUAUUGGAGAUUCGAUUCCGGAGGAUAUGGGGUUUGCGACGAAUUGUGGGUAUCAGAAGUUGUUGGUGUUGAGCGGGUUGACUUCGAGGGAGACCAUGGAGAAGUGGGAGUUUCCUGAGGAGUUUAAGCCGGAGUAUUACGUGGAGAGUUUGAAGGUUGUCUGGGAGAGUCUAUCGGGGAGUACAUAAGUCGACUUAUACCCCCAAGGUGCUAAUUCAUGUGAUAUAAUGGCAACAGUUAUAUUUGUUCAAGUUGUUGUUAACGCAUUUAACGCAAGCUAGUUAUUUAUUAAAGGAAAACAUGCAGUCGUAAAUUUUCUUACCAA